AUGUUUUCAGUGACAUUUGCUAUUGUCCUACUUUUUUUCUCUAUUGUUUAUUAUUAUUUUAAAUCCAAAUAUUUUACGUUACAUGGCCCUAUACCUGGCAUUCCACCUCACUUUAUGUUCGGAAAUUUACUUCAUUGCGCAUUUCUUUUACCAGGAGCUGGAUCAAUACCAGAUGUUUUUCUAUACAUGAGAGAAAGGUUUGGUGAUGUUUAUCAACUAUGGCUGGGAUCAAAACGUAUGAUAAUGAUCAAUUGUCUUGAAGAUGCACAACAUAUAUUUUCUCAUCGACUAAUCUAUGAUCAAGGUGAUGUUUUUACUAAAAACCUCAAAAUCAUAAAUCCACAUGGAGUUAUUUGUUUAAAAGGUGCAGAAUUCAAACGACAUGCUAGUUUUACGGCUCCAUUGUUCCGUCGUGCAAAAAUUCUUGUUCAUUUUAAUACAAUUACUGAAUGUACUGAUAAAUUAUUAGAUCGAUGGCGUACUCAAUACAAAGAUUCAAACGAAGUUCAUCUAGAUAUGAUUGAACAAUCACAACAAUUAUUACUUGGUAUAUUUGGUUUUAUUGCUUUUGAUUAUGAUCUUCAAACACUUGAGGAAAAUUCAGGCAAUAAUAAACAUGAACUUACUGAAGCAUUUCAUUCAUUUCUAAAUACUAUGCAAAUUGUUCUUCAAUUACCAACAUUUGUAGCUCGAAUCUUCUGGUUUUUAAACUUUAAAGCACGACGAGCACGAACUAUUAUUGAUCAAUAUGUAAACGAUAUGAUUGAACAUGAAUUAAAUUCACCAUCAGAAAUGAGAUCAGAACGUAAACGAACAAGUUUUAUAGCAUCAUUGGUAACUUCUUUACAAGAAGAUGAAAAAGUUGAAGCAGCGAAACCGGAAGAAGAAAAGAAAGGACUGUCUCGAGUCGAAGUAAUGAGUGAAAUGAUUGGAUUUCUUGGUGCUGGUUAUGGCACAACAUCAACUUCGCUUAUAUGGUUCAUUUAUUUUAUGAGUAAAAAUUCACAAAUUCAAAAUCAAAUCAAAAAGGAACUGGCUGAAUACAAUGGUCAACAUAUUUCACACGAACAACUGGAUUCACUUGUUUAUUUAGAAUGUGUCCUUCGUGAAUUAUUACGUUUAGUUGGACCUGCAUUAGGCACUGUUCGAACAUUAACAACGGAUGAUAAACUACCAGCAAGUGGAUUUGAAUUGAAGAAAGGUGAAUCAGUCAUGAUUUCAUUUUAUGCUUUAGCAAGAGAUAAACGUUAUUGGUCUGAUUUGUAUGAUCUCAAUGAAUUUCAUCCUGAACGAUUUCUUUAUGAUACAGAACAUAAAAAUAAUCUGUCUGCAUUGAUGGCAUUUGGUGGUGGUCAUCGACAAUGUAUGGGGCAAGAUUUAGCUCGAUUGGAAUUGAAGUUGAUUUGUGCAAGACUUAUGCAAUUUGUAAGUUUUGGUGAUGGUGGAAAUGAAGUAAAUAGUGGAGGAUAUGAUGUAACAAAUGUAAAUAAACCAAAGAAAAUUGGUGUAACUGUUAGAUUUGAUUAA
Messenger RNA from Adineta steineri, 1527 nucleotides. Lineage: Eukaryota; Metazoa; Rotifera; Eurotatoria; Adinetida; Adinetidae. The record is from the annotation of a GenBank genome assembly.